UGAUUAAAGCAAUAUUUGCACUCGUCCUAACAGCGAGUAAACAAAGUUCGCCAGUCUAACUCUGUGUUGACCGGGCGUCGGUCGUCAGGCAACAUGAUGAUCAAAUGGUUGUGUUUGUUUACGAUCCUCGCGUCGGCUAGAAGUGAUAGUGCGAGGAGACCCCAUAUCGUGUUGAUUAUUGCUGAUGAUUUGGGUUGGAAUGACGUGGGUUUCCACGGGCUGAACCAGGUGGGCACCCCCAACCUGGACGCGCUGGCGUACAGCGGCCGCGUCCUGCACAACUACUACGUCAACCCCAUCUGCACGCCCUCCCGCGCCGCGCUCUUCACCGGCAAGCACCCCAUACACACAGGCAUGCAACACACGGUCCUGUUCGCCAUGGAGCCGCGCGGGCUGCCGCUGUCUGAGAAGCUGCUGCCUCAGCACCUGCAGGGGCUGGGGUAUAGCACGCACCUCGUGGGGAAGUGGCACCUGGGCUUCCAUCGGAGGGAGUAUCUGCCGAUGAGCCGAGGGUUCGAUUCCCACCUCGGCUUCUGGUCGGGCCGCAUCGACCAUUUCGAUCACAUCUCCAUGGAGAAUGGGACGUGGGGCACUGAUUUUAGACGCGGAUACGACGUAGCUCACGAUUUGUACGGUCAAUACGUCACCGACAUUUAUACCAAAGAAAGUAUAAAGAUAAUCCGCGCACACAACCAGUCGUCGCCUCUGUUCCUCACUAUCGCUCACUCGGCGAUGCACAGUCAGAACGCUUACGACCCCAUCCGAGCCCCGUACCGCCUGGUGGAGACGUUCAAACAUAUUGAGGACCAGCAGAGACGGAAGUAUGCUGCGGUACUAUCUAAACUAGACUCAUCAGUGGGCGCAGUAACAGCAGCCCUGUCAGCCGCGGGCAUGUUGGACAACACGCUCCUCAUCUUCACCACUGACAACGGAGGCGCGCCGCAGGGGUUUAACGACAAUGCUGGCUCUAAUUGGCCGCUUAGAGGGGUGAAGAACACGCUAUGGGAGGGCGGCGUGCGCGGCGCGGGGCUGGUGUGGGGCGCCUCUCUCCCGCGCGGCUCGCUUGUUACUGACCAACUACAUGUUACGGAUUGGCUGCCGACUAUCUACCGCGCCGCUGGCGGGGACCCCAGCAAGUUGGGUACCAUAGACGGCAUAGACGUGUGGGGCGCGCUAACGGGGGCUGAAACGACGCCGCGCCGCGCGCUGCUGCACAACAUCGAUGACAUCUGGGGCAGCGCCGCCAUCACCGUUGACCAGUGGAAACUUAUUAAAGGUACGAAUUACAACGGCACGUGGGACGGGUGGUACGGGCCGAGCGGGCGCGAGGGCUCGUACGACGUAGACGCUGUAUACAAGAGCCCCGCUGGUGUGGCGUUGCAGAAAGGAGGAUACAUGCCUGAUAGGGAAGCUGUACUGGCUUUGAGAGAUCAAGCGACGGUAUCGUGUAAGAAUGCAACAUCAGUUCCGUGUCUACCGCUGCAGGCGCCGUGCCUCUUCAACAUACAGGAGGACCCCUGCGAGAUGAGGAACUUGGCUAAAGAAUUCCCAGAGGUACUAGAGAUGAUGUUGUCAAGGUUGGAAGUAUUUAAUCGAACUGCCAUUCCACCGAGUAACCUACCCCUGGACAAGGCGGGAGACCCGAAGUACUGGGGACGAGUUUACACUAACUUUGUGGACUAUCUCACUGUUAGUACUUAGACAUACUGUGAUAUACACUACUGUAAGUAAACUUUUAUAUAUUUUAUACUAGGUAAUAAAAUGAAAGGCCGUUAUAUAUUUUA
This is a messenger RNA of Plutella xylostella (diamondback moth), 1784 nucleotides long. Its product is annotated as arylsulfatase B. Lineage: Eukaryota; Metazoa; Arthropoda; Insecta; Lepidoptera; Plutellidae. Gene Ontology annotation, molecular function: sulfuric ester hydrolase activity. The record is from RefSeq and is a predicted model, not a curated record.